Messenger RNA from Cuscuta epithymum, 374 nucleotides. Lineage: Eukaryota; Viridiplantae; Streptophyta; Magnoliopsida; Solanales; Convolvulaceae. The record is from the annotation of a GenBank genome assembly.
UGGAAUUGAGAAAAGGAGAUAUAUAUAGGCUGCGACCGGGAACUGUUUUCUACAUUCAAAGCAGCUUAGAGAUUGAGAGGCAGAAACUUAGAAUUUAUGCCUUCUUUGCCAAUGCAGAAAAUGACUUGCAUGAACCAGCAAUUGGACCAUACUCAAGUAUACGCAGAUUGAUUCUAGGCUUUGAUAAAGCCGCUCUAGCAGCAGCCUUUGGGGUUCCUUUGGAAGACAUAGAAGAGAUUACUGGCGCUGCGGAUCCUGGAGCUAUAGUGCAUGGAUUGGCAAAGGCCAAGAAAACAGUGGACAUGGAAUUUGAUUUCAUCAAAGCACUUCUAAGUGGCAGUGGCUACAUCAGCUUAUAUCAUGCCCAAAACAAG